Messenger RNA from Talaromyces atroroseus, 1740 nucleotides. RefSeq lists its product as hypothetical. Lineage: Eukaryota; Fungi; Ascomycota; Eurotiomycetes; Eurotiales; Trichocomaceae. The record is from RefSeq and is a predicted model, not a curated record. The coding region runs from base 1 to 1740 and encodes 579 amino acids. The transcript has a single exon.
AUGGCUGGCGAUCGUGCUGAGGUUCCCUACCACCAUCCGGAAGUUCCUGGGAACCAUUGUGCGGGUUAUGCUUUGAAGGGACUGCAACACAGUGUGGAGAGAUCUGUCUCGUCAAAGACAGUUCCUCUGGUUGAGGAUCCCAACCUCGACCCGUUUUACCUUGAGCGAGCGUUAGAGGCUUCAAAGCAGUGGGAUGCUCGUCCUGACGACGAGUCAGAAGUCGAUCUUGAAGACCUUGAGAAUGAAUAUUUCAUGUCGUACAUGACUGAGGAAACACAGACGAUACCAGAGCAUCACGAUCACUCUGUCCAUACUCACGCCAGUCAUUACCAGCAAGCUCAAUCGUUACAGAAACCAGCGUAUCCAGCAACACCCGACUGGACGCGGACAUACAACCAUCAAAGCCAAAGUUCUUGCAGCUCCAUCCAAACUGAUGCUACGGGUGUAAUUCCUGAUCUUACGCCAAGUAGCUCUUUUUCUUCUACCUACUCUGACCCUGAUUACACCCCAGGGACAAGAAAACCUAUGCAGCAACACUUCAUGUACCAUAACAGCGCAGUUCGCGAACGAUCGCACACAGCAGCACGCUUCUACCUCCCAGCAGCGACUCCGGACACACAGUCUAGAGCUUGCACGCGACCCAGUACCCCCGUCGAGAGAACAGCAGCCGCGGCACUCGCCGAAUAUCACAAUCUGUCAUCUGAAACACUCACUAUGGUUCCAAAGGAGCCUGCUGCAGCUGCAGCAUCUUCAUUACACUCCAAGCCCCUACCCAGUCUGCCGCCUAUCCUCAAAAAUCCUUGUCCGGUCCCGCCCAAAAAGUGUCAAAACGGUGGGUCGAAGAGCCAGAUUGAUGCGUCCCUCAUCUCACCGCCGAGCCUGGUCAAUCCAGUAACAAUGGAACCCCACAUGUCACCAUUCAACCAUGCUCUUUUUAUUCCUGCACAUGAUUGUCCAAGUCCAAUUCCGAAUCACACGCCUAUGACCCCACUGAUUGCACGACAGAACACCAAUGCAUCGACGAAAGGGCGCCCCUCUACUUCGACAUCCGUGGCUCAUGGUGAGCAGUCGGUCUGGGAAUCGGACUCGGAAUCAGGGUCGAUUAGUGGUAAAUCACAAUCGCGGCGGGGGCCCAUCGACACGCUUCGGAAGGUCCGAAGUCGAGUGCAGCUGCGUCGCAUUGCCAAAUCGGAUGCGAAAUUGCACGCGGAGAUCAAUAGCGCUACCAUUACUAGUUCGCUAACUAGUAGCAACACUGCCAAUGGCAAUGGGGGCUUAUGGGCGCCGUCCCCGCUAAACGCGGGACAGCCCGAAGCCGGUGCCCGCCCAUCACCACCGCCAGGUCUGGCCUCACUCGACACCCGCACUGCGGCUAGUGCCACGUCCAUCCCCGAUAUGCUGCCUCCCCCACCCCUGAAGCAGACUCUGCGCCUAGUAGCGCCAUCAACCACGUCACUGCCACGGCCCCAGUCGCAACACAGCAGCGAGAAGCUGUCUGGAGACAUUGACUCAUCGACUGCUGCAGCCAUCCACGCACAGUCACGACGCCGACAGCGGUCUAAUGCCACGGAUGACUUCUUACCGUUUCCCAAGACCGAGACGGUGAAUCAGUACUAUUGUAGCAGUCAUGUGCUACCAUCGUCCGGCACUGUAUCGUCAAACAACCCCUCGAUGGAUCAACCCACUGUAUUCAGGCGAAUAUGGGGUUCGUUGAGGUCUCUCGACUGUCGUCAAGGUUGA